Molecule: messenger RNA, 1911 nt
Organism: Zasmidium cellare ATCC 36951
Lineage: Eukaryota; Fungi; Ascomycota; Dothideomycetes; Mycosphaerellales; Mycosphaerellaceae
Exons: 8
Coding region: 1-1911 (636 amino acids)
Biological process (GO): DNA-templated transcription; positive regulation of transcription from RNA polymerase II promoter by galactose
Cellular component (GO): nucleus
Molecular function (GO): DNA-binding transcription factor activity, RNA polymerase II-specific; zinc ion binding; RNA polymerase II cis-regulatory region sequence-specific DNA binding
Source: RefSeq, a predicted model, not a curated record
AUGAACACCGAUAGCAGAGGAGCUAAGUCUGGUGCGGUGGCACGCAAGAAGCGCGUCAAGAUUGCGGUGGCGUGCAUUCCUUGCCGCAGUAGGAAGGAUGCGGUCCAUGUUCGCGACGCACACGUUAUCGCUAUGGAGUGGGUGGGGACGAAUGCUCCUAUCCGCCUGCAGACCGGGCCCAGCGGUACAUUGACUAUCGCCGACCCAUUUUUUGUGGACAGUGGCCCUACCGUCGAUCAGGCCCAUGCUCUGGAUCCCAUUGUUCAGUCCACCUUGCUUACGCAGGAGGAGACUACGCCCACAGCGAGCGGUUCAACGCCCACUAGUCCACACAGCUCGUGUGAACUGAUGCAACAGCUGCGAGAGAUUCUGGAGCCUGACGCUGAGUCUCUGCCCCAGAGAAUCUAUCCGCAAUCGAACACGAUUGACUGCAGCGAUUACGGCCGUGUCUUACCCAUGCGCAGCGUGGCUGAUCGCCUUGUACGUGCUUAUUGGGACGGAAUACACCCUUACUAUCCUUUCCUGCACCGUAGCACUUUCGAGAGCCAGUAUCAGACGUUGUGGAUGUCUUCGAACGACUCGAACUCACCGCCUCCCACAUUCUACAGCCUACUGAAUGUCGUAUUCGCUGUUGCAGCUCAUCUCGAGCUGCCGCUACGCUGCAAUGACAAAGGCUCCGCCAGCUACUUCGAGCGUGCGAGAGCUAACUUCCACUUCGAUCCAUGCGAGCCAUCGUCCUUACUGGAGAUUCAGAUUCUCCUUCUCAUGGGGUUGUAUCAGAUUGCCAGCGGAGAAUUCUCCAGGGCGAAGCGGGUGCUUGAUAUCGCCAUAUGCAGCGUACGGAGCGUGAGAACUUCAUUUGAGACAAGAGAUGGCUGGGGAUCGAAAGCCCAGGAGCAACAGAUCUUUCGCUGCGUUUGGCAUGGUAGUCACCUUUUGAGCCGGGUGGUGUCAUCUGCUCUGGGGCAAUUUCCACAAGUCCUAGCUCUUGCGUCAACCGUCACUGAAGUACCGUUUCCAACGUUUGGGUGCGAUGAAGAAGCCCUUGGUCUGAGGCAGGAGCCCCACCAGGUUUCCGACCAGCAGUACCAUCCAUCGCAGUUCUAUUCCCAUACGCUUAGGCUAAACAAACUGCUAGGCGAGAUAUAUGCCAUGUGGAAUGAAACUGGCUCAUCAGUUCACUUGCAGAGAUCAGAUCAGCACAGUAACAGAGACCUGUCAAAAGUGCUAGCUUUCGACAAAAGGCUUGUGGAGUAUUGGAAGUCUCUCCCAAGAGCUUUACACCACGGACACGAAGAUGUGGAAUGGGCGAGAACGGUCGACCGCAACCAGUCCUGCAUCUUGCGAACAAGAUAUCUCUUCUGCCGAAUCGCGCUACUUCGUCCACUGCUGCCGGAAUUAGAGCAGCAACUUGAUAAUGUAGACGAAUCCGACAGCGCUGUCGAGGAAGUGCUGCUUCAAAGACUCAUCUUGCGUUGCGUUAGCAGCGCAAAAGAGCUUCUAGACCUUAUGGACCGACUUCAAGGAGUACAGCAGAGCAGCUCAUUUGGCGUACCUUUACUGGAUUACUGCAAUGUCUGCUUCGUUUACACGGCCGCGACUGUGAUCAGCGAAGCUAGGAAAGCCCUACUGUCUCAGCGCUCGUUGGCCAAAGAGCACUUGACAACUCGUGGAACCAGGGACUGCACAGCCCUUCAGGGAUUGUGGCAAAGUCGAGCAGCUCAGGAUAACUCCUCAUUUGAGGCGACACCCAAUGCAGAGCAAACGCAAGAUGACUUCGCCAUGAUCACCACGCGGAACGACGGGGGCAUCUCACAGGAUGCUCUUGGCGACCUGGACGACUUCAUGUUCGUGGGUCCAGAGCUUGCGUUCGGCGACUCGCUCGAAUGGUUUCAAGGGGCGAUGACGUAG